AUGUUUAUGGAUCGUACCAUAAAUCGUUAUAAUAGUAGAAGCUGCGGCGCUAAACGCUAUGGUGGACAAAAAAAAAACAGCAACAUCACUGAAAUGAUUCGGAAAAUGAAUGUUCGCCUUGAACGAAAUACACGUUAUAGUGAAGAAAGAGAUAUUUCGCUUGAUGAAAUCUAUGAGAACAACGAAAAACCUAAAUAUCACCAACGGUUCCAGAUAUUUCCACCUCCGACAACUCCUCCAGAACCAGCACCACCGGAUCAUCAACUCUUAACGUGUUCAUAUAAAAACCAAUUUGUUUCUGCUUCCGAAUCAAGUUUGGAGGAAAUUACAUCUGAUUUAAGUGGAUCAAAGGAUUCUUUAGCUACUCACGAUGCAGAAUGGUUAGAAGAAAGAAACGACGCUCGUCGAAAAGUCAACAAAAAUUUGAUUUGGAACAACUUUGGCUCAUCUACUCAUGCUUAUACCACUGGUCGCAGGCAUAUAGAUUCAAAUUUAAAUAAAAUUCGUCCGAAAGGUCCAAGCCAAACACUAAAACAACCUGGAAAGUUAGACAUGAAAAAUUUUCAGUUGGUUAGUGAUGCUGUUGCCAAAAUGAAUUUAACUGGAGGAGAUACUUAUUUACCGAUAAGUGACUUCGAUAAAGGUUCGAAACGGUUUACAACAUUUGAGCGUUCACAUGCAGAUGGUGAUGAAGAUGACUCAGAAGAACUAGCAGAAUACGAACAAAUAUACGAAAAUGAAGAUUGUACUGAAUCUGAUAGUUGUAUGAGUACUUCUGAAAAAAAGUCAAGACAACAAAAUACCUAUUACAAAAUAAAUAAAAAGCAGCCAUUGAAUAAGAAAAAUAAAAAGAAAAAAGUUGCUAUACCUGUACAAACUCCAAGAGUUCCACUAUUUGGAUCAUACGUAAGCCCUCCAGAAAUUCCACAUCAUUAUCAGAGAUUGAUGGAAAACACUGAAAAAAAAAAAAUUGGUGAACUAACUAGCAACAAUGUGAUAAAAAAUGAAAAAUCACCUGAGUAUUCAAUGGUUUCGGAACCUAGUACCAAUUUUGGGACAGACAAUGAUUUAAGCACAAAGUGUAUUAAAGAGCUAGAGAAAAAUGAAAGAAAAAGAGUUAAAGAAGAAAAUACAAAACUCCGUAAACAACAAGAAAAAGAAAAAGAACAGGAAAAAAAACUCAAACGCAAACAAAAACAAGUUUCUAAAAAUGUGACGGAAAAUACUGAAUCUCAAUUUUUAAAGUUAAUAAUCUCGGACAAAGAUGAUGUUCCAAUAUUUUUAAUAAAAUGUAUUGAGUUCAUUGAAAAGGAAGGAUUGGACUCUGAAGGAAUAUACAGAGUGCCUGGUAGUCGAGCUCAUGUUGACAUGUUAUAUCAAAAAUUUGAAGAAGAUCCCAACACUAUCAUAGAGAUCCUUGAUAUACCAGUCAAUGCCGUUGCAACGGCCUUGAAAGACUUCUUUUCAAAACGUCUGCAACCACUGUUUAGUAAAGAUAUAAUUAAAGAGUUGGAAGACAUCGCUGGUUCACGAGGUGUAGGUUCGUCAAAAAUAAAUGUUGAAGUUAAGACUGACCGAAGCUGCAGAUUAAUAUCUUUGAAAGCAUUGCUACAUAAGUUGCCGUAUAUUAAUUUUGCUAUUUUGAAAUACAUUUUUCAGCAUUUCGUUCAUGUUUCCGAUAAUUCAAAGCUCAACAGUAUGGAUAGUAAAAAUUUAGCUAUAUGUUGGUGGCCAACUCUUAUUCCUAUAGAUUUUACAGAUAUGGGACAUUUUGAACAAUUACGUCCCUAUUUAGAAGACAUUGUGCAAACGAUGAUUGAUCAAUAUCCUUAUUUAUUUUGUGGAAAAGAUGCUUUUGUAAUGGUUUGACAAAAUGGAUGCGGCAUUAAUCUCGCUCACUUGAUUUUGUAUAAUGUAUAAUAAUCGAGUUUGUUUUUAAGCUCUAAACUGAUCUAUAUAAAUUCAAUGCAUCGAUUUUUUAUAUUGGACUCUAAUGAAAUAAU
This is a messenger RNA of Teleopsis dalmanni, 2003 nucleotides long. Its product is annotated as rho GTPase-activating protein 190-like. The transcript has 13 exons. Gene Ontology annotation, biological process: signal transduction. Lineage: Eukaryota; Metazoa; Arthropoda; Insecta; Diptera; Diopsidae. Bases 1 to 1869 code for a protein of 622 amino acids. The record is from RefSeq and is a predicted model, not a curated record.